CCUUAACGGCCGCAAUUGCUAGUAUGCCCCCGUAUGUGUUCUUCGCCGCAGCCGUCUAGGGUUCCUCUCCCCUGCUUCCCUUGCAGAGCGGCCAUCCCUUUUGUUCUCUCACCAUAUUGGAAGAAUCCGAUUCCCCAUCACAAUCAGAUGCAAUAUAUAAAGGUAUAGAGAGGAAGCCCGUAGCCGUGAUAAACGCACGGAAUCGGCGGCCCGGAUCUCUCUACGGCAUGGCGAGCAGCAGCAACGGGGAGCGGAAGCGGGCCAGACCGGACGGGCGGCGGCGGCCUAGCGCCGCCACGGACGAGUACAUCAUGAUCGGCCCCAACGAGCCCUUCGCAAUCCCACCAGGCAUGAGUAGGGAGGAGGCUAUUCGCUUCUUUCAGGAAGCAGAGCAGGCCGCUAAGAAGGUCAUCGCCCUCUACGGCGACGGCCGUCCGGCGGACGGCAUACCGCGUGCCAGUCAUCUGCCUAAUAGCUGUCACCGCGAUGGUUCGAUAUACACUGUCAAUUUCGGUUGGCAUGUGGAUUACUGUAUUUCCGACCGUACCGAGACCCAGUUGGAGCCAAUGAUGUUAGCCGAACCAACAGAUUGUCAACCGAAUCGAGAAACGUGUGAUUUUCAUUUUGCAGAUCCUAUGAUGCAAAUUUUCUCAUUAAAAUUGGCUAAGAUUUCGAGUGGUAUUAGCCCAAUCCAAUUGUAUGGAUAUCUAGCGGUUCGUGAUAUUCGUGAUUCGGGACUUAAUUAUAUAUUCAAUCGUAGCAGAGAUGACCCCAUCACGAUAAAUGAGGGUUCUCUCAUAGAAAUGACUGGUCCUAAGCGAGGCAUCGGAAUGAGUUGUGAUGUCCUAAUUGAAUAUGACAUGAAGAUCAAGAAAGGAGGAAAAGAGGAGGAGGAUUUACAAUUGAUCGAUGGGGUAUCCGACUAUAGCGCGGUGUAUAACACAUCAUGCAAAGCAUUCAUGAAUCGCAUCGAUGGUGAUGGUGGUUCGGUUGACAUAACAUUGGCACUUAUUCGUAGAGCGGUGGAGGCCAUGAUAGAAGUUGUCGUAUCAGAAGUGUAUAAUGAGGGAUUCGAUUUAUGUCUCAGUUCUUUUGUGAGUGGGAUAGGAAAGGAGAUCCAGCUCUUUCAUGGUGUUGUUGACGAGCCAUGUGGCUUAAGAAGAUCUGUGGUCGCUGUUGCGUUGGAUACUUUGAUGGAGCUGAAGUUCAAGGUUUGUCAUGGAUGUGGGGAGAUUGAACGCUGCGCUAACUUCAAAGCUAUCAAGCAUGGAUCUGUCAGUCAAGACAUAAAGUUUGAUCAGGCGUCUAUCAGUGUGAAGGUCACUUGGUCGACUUUGUUGUAAAAGUCUAUCUAAUUGCAAUUCAUAUAUAAUUCAAACUCUUGUAUACCCGUGGUUUAUGUGACUAAGUAUUGCUAUCUUUUUUUUACACUA
Brachypodium distachyon (stiff brome) is the source of this 1433-nucleotide messenger RNA. RefSeq lists its product as uncharacterized. The transcript has 3 exons. NCBI's taxonomy places the organism in Eukaryota, Viridiplantae, Streptophyta, Magnoliopsida, Poales, Poaceae. Bases 228 to 1343 code for a protein of 371 amino acids. The record is from RefSeq and is a predicted model, not a curated record.